GGCUAUGUCAAUCACACACAAAAACCUGAAAAAAACCCUAGUGUUUGUAUUUUUCUCUAGAGUUUGCAUAUCCCAUCAUGGCCAUGAUGACGACAACCAGCAAGAUGAUGCCGCCCGCCAUGCAGAGGUUGAUCAAGGGUGGGGAUCGGAGCAUGAUCACCAUGUCUGACGACAGCGUGAUGAUGAAGCAGGUCAUGGACACUCACACCCCCGACGGCCGGGAGGUUGACGUGAAGCCACUCCUCCAUCUCGUCGAGGACAUCCUCAACCGCGCUACCUUGAGUGUUGACACUGUCGCCACCGGGGGAUCAGUAUUGUUCACGGAAAACAUGGAUGACAAGACUUACCAGGCCAGCUUCAAUGCCAUGCUCGACGCGCUGUCCUAUAUCAUCGAGAGGAUCUCCUGCGAGCUGUCCGUGAAGGCGCUGACCGGGGGUGAGGCGCAUGCGACCACGCUCGCCAUAUUCAACUUGCUCGGCCCCUUCUCGUGGGACGCCAAGCUGGUGCUGACCCUGGCAGCCUUCGCCUUCAACUACGGCGAGUUCUGGCUCUUGGCCCAGAUCUACACCUCCAACCAGCUCGCCAAGUCGAUGGCGAUCCUGAGGCAGUUGCCCAUGAUCAUGGAGCACUCGGGCAUGCUCAAGUCCCGGUUCGAAGCACUCAACAACCUCAUCCAGGCCAUGCUUAAGGUCACCAGGUGCGUGGUGGAGUUUAGGGAGCUUCCCUCAGCUUACAUCUCCAGCGAGAUCCCCGCAUUGUCCACCGCCAUGGCACACAUCCCAACUGCCGUUUACUGGACCAUAAGGAGCGCUGUGGCUUGUGCUGGCCAGAUCACUAACCUCACUAGCUAUGGCCUUGAGUACAUAACAACCACAACCGAGGCAUGGGAGCUAUCAACCUUGGCUCACAAACUGACGAGCAUAUAUGAACAUUUGCAGAAGCAAAUCGCCAUAUGUAACCAACACAUUGAGGAAAAGCGGCAUCUCGAAGCCUAUCAGACUCUCCUGAGUCUCAUGGAAACCCUCCACAUUGACAAUAUGAAGAUCCUGAAGGCUCUGAUUUAUCCCAAGGAUGAUAUUCUCCCACUUGUUGACGGGAAUACUAAGAAAAGGGUCAACCUUGAAGUCCUGAGGAGGAGGAACGUGUUGCUGCUGAUCUCGGGGCUGGACAUCUCACAGGAGGAGCUGUCCAUCCUGGAGCAGAUCCACAGCGAGUCCAAGUUGCACGCGACGCGGCAUGAUAUCCACCAGUACGAGGUGGUGUGGAUCCCCAUGGUGGACCGCUCGGUCCUGUGGACCGACCCAAUGCAGAAGCAGUUCGAGGCCCUGCAGUCCUCGAUGCCGUGGUACACCGUGUACCACCCAAACCUGAUCGACAGGGCGGUGAUCCGGUUCAUCAAGGAGAGGUGGCACUUCAGGAACAAGCCCAUCCUGGUGGUGCUUGACCCACAAGGCAAGGUUGUGUGCCCCAAUGCCAUUCACAUGAUGUGGAUCUGGGGAGGCAAUGCCUUCCCUUUCACUACAAUGAGAGAGGAGGCUCUGUGGAAGGAAGAGACAUGGAGGCUUGAGCUUCUUGUCAAUGGCAUUGAUCCAACAAUUUUGAAUUGGAUUAGAGACGGCAAGUACAUAUUCCUGUAUGGUGGCGAUGACAUUGAGUGGAUCCGCAAGUUCACCACGGCGGCACACCAGGUCGCACAGGCGGCGAGGAUCCCCCUGGAGAUGGCCUAUGUGGGCAAGAGCAGCAAGCGAGAGCAGGUGCGGCGCGCAGUUGUUGCCAUAAACAAUGAGAAGAUGAGCUACGCCUGGCAGGACCUGACUAUGGUGUGGUUCUUCUGGACCCGGCUCGAGUCGAUGCUCUUCUCGAAGAUCCAGCUCGGGAAGGCGGACGAGUACGACCCUGUGAUGCAGCAGAUCAAGAGGCUGCUCAGCUUCGACAAGGUCGGGGGCUGGGCAGUGCUGAGCAAGGGGUCGACCAUCUCGGUGAACGGGCACGGGACCACAGUCCUGCCGGCGCUGCUGGAGUACGACCUGUGGAAGGAGCACGUGCCGACCAAGGGGUACGAACUGGCAUUCAAGGACCACCAUGACAAGAUCCACGACGUGACGCACCCGUGCUGCCGCUUCGAGUUCCAGAGCGCGAUGGGAAGGAUCCCGGAGAGCAUGCGGUGCCCAGAGUGCCAGAGACUCAUGGAGAAGCUCACCAGCUUCGUCUGCUGCCACGAUGAGGUUGCUCCCAUCGUCUAUGAUUGAUCUGAUCAAUCAAUCAAAGCCUUUAACGGUGGAGGGAUAUAUCAUAUAAUGAAUGUCUUGUGGGGACAUAAUAAAAAGACUGUGUGUGCUUGAAUUUCCUUGUUUUGAUUUUGGGUUUGGAGCGUGUAAGGAUGAUGUCCAAUAAUCAACAUCUGAUGUUUGAGAUUAAAUAAGAAUAGAGUGUGUGAACCUCUUUUGAGUU
This is a messenger RNA of Rhodamnia argentea, 2451 nucleotides long. RefSeq names its product protein SIEVE ELEMENT OCCLUSION B-like. The record is from RefSeq and is a predicted model, not a curated record. Bases 78 to 2249 code for a protein of 723 amino acids. Lineage: Eukaryota; Viridiplantae; Streptophyta; Magnoliopsida; Myrtales; Myrtaceae. The transcript is spliced from 7 exons. Gene Ontology annotation, biological process: phloem development.